Messenger RNA from Theobroma cacao (cacao), 1757 nucleotides. RefSeq lists its product as uncharacterized. The record is from RefSeq and is a predicted model, not a curated record. NCBI's taxonomy places the organism in Eukaryota, Viridiplantae, Streptophyta, Magnoliopsida, Malvales, Malvaceae. Gene Ontology annotation, cellular component: cytoplasm.
UAAUCUCUCAAAUUCUGGAUCUAAACUUUCUACCGUCCUUUUAACUCUCUCCCUGGAACAAAUAAUCAAGCAGUCUCAUUAAAAGGUUAAAACAAAACGCUUCCACCAAUUUGCAUCUUUGACAAUCUUCUGCCAGGUUUUUGGUGAGUGUUCUCUUUCUACCUCUCCCUAGUUUUUCUUUCAACUCUUGGAAUUCAAAGAGAAACGAAACCCCAUUUCAUUUAUCUCCCUGAAAAUUCAUUUCUACUUGCCUAAGCUGCAACAAGACUUCAGCUUUAUUGAUCAAGAUCUUUGCUUUACAUAGUUUAUGCUUGACUUCGUGGAAUUCAAUCAAAUAAGGUCACGAUCUUUAUUCAUUAAUCUGUCCAUUUACCUAUCUGGUUAUGCUUAAAACACAUAAAUUUCGAAGCUUUUCAGCUGGAUUUGUAUUAUCAUGAAUAACUAUCCAUUCGGGUCAAAUAGUCCUAAGUCCUUCAAUGCAUAUCCAAGGGGUGAUUUUGAUCUAGAAUCAGGAACUAUCAAAAGAAUCAGAAGGCCUAGAAAUUCAUCAUUUUACCCUAUUAGAAUGAUUAAGUCCUUCGCUAACCGGCUUCAUUACUAUUACAAGCUACAUCCACUUCUUGUUUUCUUCAUUUCCUUGUCAUUUGGGGUCACGAUCCUCAUUGUUUUAUCUCUAUAUGAGCACCACUAUAGGAUGCUGAGUAAUUAUAGGAAGCUUGAUGAUGGGUUCAAUAUUAAUUAUCCCUUUGCCAAGCUUAAGAAUCUUGUAAUGGUUGCUGGACAUUCGGUUUAUACAAGUAGUAGUUGUGGGAAAGUUGAUAAGGAGGAUUCUUGGUUUUUGGAGUCUUAUCAGAAGAAUCCAGGUCAGGCUGCUACUUUUUUGGCUCACAUAAAUGAAGGGAUAGAAAUCACGGCAAGAGAUGGUGAGGCUUUGCUUUUGUUUAGUGGUGGAGAAACUCGAAAAGAUGCUGGUCCUCGAAGUGAGGCGCAGAGUUAUUGGACAGUUGCUGAAUCCAAAGGAUGGUUUGGGAAGGAAGAAAGUGUGAAGUGGAGGUCACUAACAGAGGAGCAUGCAAGGGAUAGCUUUGAGAAUCUUCUCUUUAGUGUUUGUCGGUUUCGAGAGCUUACUGGGACAUACCCACACAACAUAACUGUUGUAAGUUACGAUUUCAAGGAAGAGAGGUUUGCACACUUGCAUCGCUCUGCCAUUGGCUUUCCAGAGUCACGGUUCUUCUACACAGGCACCCCAGCUUCAACAUCUUCGAAAGAAGCAGCUUUGAAAGGGGAGGCAUUGGUGAGGAUUCAAUUUCAACAGGAUCCAUACGGAUGUAUCGGACCACUUAAGAGGAAAAAAGUAGGCCGUGAUCCCUUCCAUCGGUCAAUCCCUUAUCCCAAUGGAUGCCGUGAAAUUGAAGGUCUGUUUAGAUAUUGCGGGGCUGCUCCUUAUCCAGGUUCUCUGCCAUGGGCAUUGUAAAAUUAGCUAUACCAUAGUACUUCUUUUCAUAGCCUAUACCACACCUAGACCUCCAAAACGAGAUUAAAUAAUUUUUCAAUUACCGAAUUAACGGAAAAAGAAAAGAUGGAUUUGUGAUAAGAUCGCAACCCUCUUUCUCUCUAGUUCUUCCUCAUUGUUGCCACUUUAGAUUGUAGGAUCAUAGUUGAUGGAGGAAUAUGUCCUUUUUUUCCAGUAAUCUACUGUACCACCUGACUGCAUUUUUGUAGUCCACUUUGACAUGGCAACCAACCCUUAAUCCGAA